Molecule: messenger RNA, 1773 nt
Organism: Colletotrichum orchidophilum
Lineage: Eukaryota; Fungi; Ascomycota; Sordariomycetes; Glomerellales; Glomerellaceae
Product: cytochrome P450
Exons: 2
Coding region: 1-1773 (590 amino acids)
Molecular function (GO): oxidoreductase activity, acting on paired donors, with incorporation or reduction of molecular oxygen; monooxygenase activity; heme binding
Source: RefSeq, a predicted model, not a curated record
AUGUCGAACUUUACCGCCACAGCGUCACCCUUGGACCCUGUCCCAACAACCUUUGGCACUAUACAUAUAGCUACGGCAGUGAUAUCUACAUUGCUCGUAUUUUUGUACACUCUCUAUCAAUACCUUCUCCCCAAGCCGAUCCCCGGAAUCCCAUACAACAAAGAGGCUACAAAGUCUCUGCUGGGGGACAUCCCCAGGCUCCAGAAACAAGCGCCCGAUAACCCUUUUGGGUGGAUGAUUGCUGAGGCGCGUCGGCAUGACAGCCCCUUGUCUCAAUUCUUCAUCGAGCCGUUUCAAAAGCCGGCCGUCCUAAUCACCGACUUCCGCGAGGGACAGGACAUUCUGAUGCGUCGGAAAGAGUUUGAACGCUCCGACUUCACCAUCAACCUCUUGAGUGGCGAGGCCCCCAACUUCCACAUCAACAUCAAGACGGGCCCGGAAUGGAAAGCCCAUCGGCGCCUGCUCCAAGACCUGAUGUCCCCUGGUUUUCUCCACAAUGUCGCGGCUCCGAAUAUCUACAAGAGCGCUGCGAAUCUUUUGGACGUCUGGAAGAUGAAGGCAAAGGCUGCGGCCGGAAAGCCCUUUGGCGCCGAGCGAGACAUCUUUUACACGGCCCUCGACGCCGUCUUUGACUUUGGGUUCGGUUCCAGCGUUGAACACCGCGCUCUUAUACCGCAGAUUGAGAUGUUGCAAGCCGACAAUGAGAAGAAACCCCCCGUCGAUGAAUCGAAUCCAACGGCCGUUGAGUUUCCUGGCGCGCCGAUCCAUCCGACUUUGGAGACAGCAAUCCAAACCGCUGACAACAUCAUGGGAGUUGCUGCAACUGGUUUCUUGAAGAUUGCGUGGUGGUUCAUUGGCAUCAAGCCCAGUGUCAGGAGUAUGAGGGCACUGCGAACAGGAUUCCUCAAGGACCAAGUCCACAAGGCUGUCGAGAGACAUAGAGGCGAGGGCCAAGAUGGCAGCGACAGCUACGUGAAGUCUGCAGUGGAUCUCAUCAUCCAAAGAGAAACCACUUUUGCCAAAAAGGAAAACCGCGAGCCGGUGUACUGGUCAGAUGCCAUGAGAGACGAGUUGCUUGGCUUCAUCGUCGCUGGACAUGAUACCACAAGCACGACGCUCUGCUGGGGGGUCAAGUUUCUCAGUGACAAUCCUGCUUGUCAGCAACGACUUCGCGAAGCCCUUCUUGCUACGCACGCGGACGCCGUUGCAGAUGACCGUCUGCCAUCGCACGAGGAGAUCACGGGAGCCAACAUUCCCUACCUGGAGGCCGUUGUCGAAGAGAUGCUCCGGCUCGCGCAUACCACCCUCAAUCAGGAUAGGCAGUGCAAGGAAGAUACCAUCGUCUUGGGGCACCGCAUCCCCAAAGGCACCACCGUCUUCAUUCCCAACAAGGGCCCCAGCUUCACCGAGUCAGGUUUCGACAUUGACGAGAAGCUGCGCAGCCCAUCGUCGCGGACGGCAGCAGUCGAGCGUGGCGUGCGAGAGUGGAGCAACGAGGGCAUGGGUGACUUUUACCCCGAGCGCUGGCUCUCGAAGAAUGACGACGGUGAGGAGGUCUAUGAUGCAUUGGCCGGGCCUACCAUGCCGUUUGGCCUCGGUCUCCGAGGCUGCUUCGGUCGCAAGUUGGCGUACAUGGAACUCAGGCUGAUCGUAACUCUGUUGGUGUGGACGUUCGAUUUCCGGUCUUGUGGUGAGGAGUUGUCCAACUACGAAGACAUUGAAACGUUGACGCGGAAGCCAAAGCAGUGCUUCGUGAACUUGGAGGUAGUGUAA